Chinchilla lanigera (long-tailed chinchilla) is the source of this 8904-nucleotide messenger RNA. It is a transcript of the gene Muc5b, whose product is annotated as mucin 5B, oligomeric mucus/gel-forming. The transcript has 50 exons. Gene Ontology annotation, cellular component: extracellular matrix. Gene Ontology annotation, molecular function: protein binding. Bases 60 to 8486 code for a protein of 2808 amino acids. Lineage: Eukaryota; Metazoa; Chordata; Mammalia; Rodentia; Chinchillidae. The record is from RefSeq and is a predicted model, not a curated record.
UGGGCAGCAGGCACCAAGCCCCAGUCCCUUGCUGCCUGCCCCCCUUGCCAGCCCCCAGGAUGGGCGCCAGGAGCAGGUGCUGGGCGCUGGCCUGGGCCCUCGCAGCCCUGCUCGUGGUGCGGCUGGCAGAGACCCAGACCCCUGUGGAGCUGAGCCCAGGGCGCACGGAGCCCGCUGCAAGUGGUGUCAGGGUGGAUGGUGCCAAUCCCACAUCCUCGUCCACCCGGCGCCUGACCUUCAUCCCACCCCUCGCCAUCUUCCCCAAUGUGAGCCCCCCGAACCCCGCACACACGGGGCGCGUCUGCAGCACCUGGGGCGACUUCCACUACAAGACCUUCGACGGCGCCGUCUUCCGCUUCCCCGGCCUCUGCAACUACGUGUUCUCCGCGCACUGUGGCGCCGCCUACGAGGACUUCAACGUGCAGCUGCGCCGAGGCCUCGUGGGCUCCAGGUCCACCAUCACCCACACUGUGCUCAAGGCCCAGGGGCUGGUGCUGGAGCUGUCCAACGGCUCCGUCCUGGUGGACGGGCAGCGGGAGGACCUGCCCUACAGCCGUGCCGGCCUCCUGGUGGAGCAGAACAGUGACUACGUGAAGGUCAGUGUCCGGCUGGUCCUGACCUUCCUGUGGAAUGGAGAGGACAGUGCUCUGCUGGAGCUGGACCCCAAGUACGCCAACCAGACCUGCGGGCUGUGUGGAGACUUCAACGGGCUCCCGGAGGCCAGCGAGUUCUACGCGCACAACACCAGGCUCAGCCCUCUCCAGUUUGGGAACCUGCAGAAGCUGGAUGGUCCCACGGAGCAGUGCCAGGACCCAUUGCCCUCGCCUCCUGACAACUGCACGGACAGGGAGGACUUUUGUCGCCGCAUCCUGCUUGGCCCAGCCUUCUCCGAGUGCAGUGGGCUGGUGGACGCCAGUGUGUACGUGGCUGCCUGUGUCCAGGACCUGUGCCGCUGUCCCACGUGCCCCUGUGCCACCUUUGCUGAGUACUCUCGCCAGUGCGCCCACAGUGGGGGCCAGCCUCAGAACUGGAGGGGCCCUAACCUUUGCCCCCAGACGUGCUCGGCUGGCAUGCAGCACCAGGAGUGCGGCUCGCCCUGUACUGACACCUGCUCCAACCCCCAGCGCUCCCAGCUGUGCGAGGACCACUGCGUGGACGGCUGCUUCUGCCCCCCAGGCACGGUGCUGGAUGACGUCACACAUGCCGGCUGCCUGCCGCUGGCUCAGUGCCCCUGCACCCACGGCGGCCACGCCUUUGCCCCUGGGACCUCCUUCAACACCAGCUGCAGCUCCUGCACCUGCUCCGGAGGUCUGUGGCAGUGCCAGGAGCGGCGGUGCCCGGGCUCCUGCUCUGUGCGAGGUGGGUCCCACAUCUCCACCUACGACGAGAAGAUGUAUGACGUACACGGUGACUGCAGCUAUGUCCUGUCUAAGAGAUGUGCAGACAGCACCUUCACCGUGCUGGCCGAGCUGCGGAAGUGCGGCCUGACCGACACCGAGAACUGCCUCAAGGCGGUGACGCUCAGCCUCAGCGGCGGGGACACGGCCAUCCGUGUCCAGGCCAGUGGAGCUGUGUUCAUGAACUCCAUCUACACCCAGCUGCCUGUGUCAGCAGCCAACAUCACCAUCUUCAAGCCCUCAUCCUUCUUCGUCCUGGUGCAGACAGGGCUUGGCCUGCAGCUGCAGGUGCAGCUAGUGCCCACCAUGCAGGUGCAUGUUACACUGGACCCCUCGUACCACGGCCAGAUGUGCGGCCUGUGUGGGAACUUCAACCAGAACCAGGCCGACGACUUCACGGCCCUGAGCGGGGUGGUGGAGGGCACAGGCGCCGCCUUCGCCAACACCUGGAAGACCCAGGCCUCCUGCCCCAAUGCCAAGAACAGCUUCGAGGACCCCUGCUCGCUCAGCGUGGAGAAUGAGAACUACGCCCAGCACUGGUGCUCCCUGCUGCUGGACCCUGCUGGAGCCUUCUCCGCCUGCCACUCCACUGUGAACCCCGAGCCCUUCCAUUCGAACUGCAUGUUCGACACGUGCAACUGCGAGAAGAGCGAGGACUGCCUGUGCGCCGCCCUGUCCUCCUACGUGCAGGCCUGCGCCGCCAAGGGCGUGCUGCUCCGCGGCUGGCGGGACGGCGUCUGCACCAAGUACAUGAGCAGCUGCCCCAAGUCUCAGAGCUACGUGUAUGUGGUGGACACCUGCCAGCCCACCUGCCGCGGCCUGAGCGAGGCUGACGUCACCUGCGGUGUGUCCUUUGUGCCCGUGGACGGCUGCACAUGCCCUGCAGGCACCUUCCUGGAUGAGGCGGGCGUGUGUGUGCCGGCCCACGAGUGCCCCUGCUACUUCCACGGCAGCGUGGUGGCGCCUGGGGAGGUCGUGCAGGACGACGGUGUGGUGUGCUCUUGUGUGAGUGGGAAGCUGAGCUGCCUGGGAGCCCUGCUGCAGAGGAGCCCAGGGUGUGCGGCACCCAUGGUGUACCUUGACUGCAGCAACACCUCAGCCGGCACUCCCGGGGCCGAGUGCCUCCGAAGCUGCCACUCCCUGGAUGUGGAAUGUUUCAGCACACACUGUGUCUCGGGCUGCGUGUGUCCCCCGGGGCUGGUGUCUGACGGGAGCGGGGGCUGCGUUGCUGAGGAAGAUUGUCCCUGCGUGCACAACGAGGCCAGCUACCGGCCUGGGGAGAUCAUCCGCGUCGGCUGCAAUACCUGCACCUGCAGGAACCGCCACUGGGAGUGCAGCAGCCAGCCCUGCCUGGGCACUUGUGUGGCCUACGGGGACGGCCACUUCAUCACCUUCGAUGGCGAGCGCUACAGUUUCGAAGGCAGCUGCGAGUACAUGCUGGCCCAGGACUACUGUGGAGGCACUGCCAAUGCCAAAGGGACCUUCCGCAUCGUCACUGAGAACGUCCCCUGUGGAACGACUGGGACCACCUGCUCCAAGGCCAUCAAGAUCUUCCUGGAGAGCUAUGAGCUGAUCCUCCACGAAGGGGGCUUCAAGGUGGUGGAAAGGGGGCCAGGUGGCGACCUGCCCUACAAGGUCCGCUACAUGGGCAUCUUCUUGGUCAUCGAGACCCGCAGUGGGAUGGCGGUGUCCUGGGACCGGAAGACUAGUGUGUUCCUCCGGCUGCCACAGAGUUACAAGGGCAGGGUCUGUGGCCUGUGCGGGAACUUCGAUGACAACGCCAUCAAUGACCUGACCACACGCAGCCAGGCUGUGGUGAGUGAUGCGCUGGAGUUCGGAAACAGCUGGAAGUUGUCACCCACCUGCCCGGAUGCCACGGCGCCCAAGGACCCCUGCACGGCCAACCCGUACCGCAAGUCCUGGGCCCAGAGGCAGUGCAGCAUCAUCAACAGUGCUACCUUCGCCACCUGCCGCUCCCAGGUCGACUCCACCAAGUACUACGAGGCCUGUGUGCGUGACGCCUGCGCCUGUGACUCGGGGGGUGACUGCGAGUGCUUCUGCACCGCCGUGGCUGCCUACGCCCAGGCCUGCCACGACGUGGGUGUGUGCGUGUCCUGGAGGACUCCUGACAUCUGUCCACUCUUCUGUGACUACUACAACCCCUCUGGGGAGUGCGAGUGGCACUACCAGCCCUGCGGGGCGCCCUGCCUGCGCACCUGCCGGAACCCCAGCGGCCGCUGUCUGGUGGACCUGCCUGGCCUUGAAGGCUGCUACCCCAAGUGCCCACCCAGCCAGCCCUUCUUCAGUGAGGACCGGAUGAAGUGUGUGGCCCAGUGCGGCUGCUAUGAUGAGGAUGGAAACUAUUAUGACAUCGACGCACAGGUCCCCACAGCUGAGAACUGCCAGCGCUGUCGCUGUACCCCGGGUGGCCUCCAAUGUGCUCACAGCCUUGAGGCCUGCACAUGUACCUAUGAGGACCGGACCUAUAGCUACGGGGAUGUCAUCUACAACACCACUGAUGGCUUGGGCGCCUGCUUAACUGCUACCUGCGGAGACAACGGGACCUUGAUCCGCAGGGUCACGGAGUGUGCCGGAACCCUGUCCACACUGCCGUUCACCUUCACCACCACCUCCGCAGCCCUCUCCACAACAGGCUCCAUGAACACCGUGUCAACUGUGUGUAUCCGAGAGGUCUGCCACUGGUCUCCAUGGCUCGAUGGGGGUCAACCAGAGACUGGCAUGGGAGGCGGGGACUUCGAGACCCUGGAAAUACUAAGGAAGAAGGGCUACCCCGUGUGCCAGACACCUGCCAACAUUGAGUGCCGCGCAGAACUGUUCCCAGGGUUGUCCCUGGAAGAGCUUGGCCAGAAGGUGGACUGUGAGCCAGCCUGGGGACUGAUCUGCCUCAACAGUGAGCAGAGCCCCCCACUCUGCCACAAUUAUGAGCUGCGGGUCCUGUGUUGUGAUCAUAGGCCCUGUGGCUCCUACCCAGCACCCAAUACCUCAACGGCCAGGACCCUAUCCAGCCCUACCCUGACCCCCUCUACCUGGGAGAUGACCACAGCCACAGGCCCCAGCAUGUCCCCAACCUCAGAGCUCAGCUUGCAGACUGAGACCUCACCCUCAUCAGCAUCAUUAAAAACGCAUGGGAUCACCAGCACCCUGGCUCCCAGGACCACCCGCUGCCAGCCCCGGUGCCAGUGGACAGAGUGGUUCGACGUGGACUACCCCACAUCCGACAGGGCCGGGGGCGACGUGGAGACCUACGACAGGAUCAGGGCUGCAGGGGGCACCCUCUGCCCACAGCCUCAGGACAUCGAGUGCCGGGCUCAGAACUACCUCUCACAGACCCCCGAGGAGCUGGGACAGCUAGUGCACUGCAACCUCAGCUUCGGCCUUGUGUGCUACAACAAGGAGCAGGAGGGUGUGUUCCGCAUGUGCUACAACUACAGGAUCCGCGUGCUGUGCUGCAACGACCUCAGCCACUGCAGGCGCCCUGCCACCACCACACCAACGGCCACCACUCAGGAGACAGCCACCACCAGACUGAUGACACCCAGCACCACCACGGGGUCAGCAACCACCACAGCACACACCACUACACAAGGGACGGCCACCAUGUCCACGGCACCUUUGACCACAAGCCUGGUGCAAACGACACACACGCUGCGCCCAUCCACACCCCACACCGAGGUGAGCACAGGCAGGACACAGACGCCCGCGGGCACCACGACCGAGGCCACUACCAGCCAGGGCACGACCCGCUGCCAGCCCCGGUGCCAGUGGACAGAGUGGUUCGACGUGGACUUUCCCACAUCAGGGAUCCCUGGUGGGGACAUGGAGACCUACGAAAAUAUCAAGGCUGCUGGGGGCAAUCUGUGCCCAGCUCCGGAGAAGAUUGAGUGUCGGGCAGAGAACUACCCUGAGGUGAGCAUUGACCAGAUCGGGCAGGUGGUGGCCUGUAGCCUGCAUGUUGGCCUGGUGUGCAGGAACGAGGACCAGACGGGCACCUUUACCAUGUGCUUCAACUACAAUGUGCGCGUGCUCUGCUGCGACCGUAGCCACUGCCCUGGCACCCUGUCCACUGCCUCCACGCCAUCGUCUGUUCCGCAUACCACGGCCCCUGCCACCUUGGGCACCAGAGGAUGGACACAGCCAGGACUCUCCACAGGGACCACCACCCGCACUAGCGCCAGCCUCCCCACAAUCCCCCAGAGUCUUUCUGUGCCGCCAGCGUCCACCACCCGCCUUCCCCACACGUCGAGGCUGUGGACUCCUGUGACCCCAGCCACCACCCCUGGGCCAGCUCCACCUAGCCCUUCCCCAACAAGACCUGCAACCGCCCACCUCCGCAGUACUUCGGGGUUCCCAGGCACCAGUGCAGUCCUGACCACCGCAGCCACUUUGCCCAUGGGCACCUCGCCCACGGCCAGCAGAUCCAGCACUGCCCCACUGCCUGCCCAGAGCACCACAGCGCUGACGACCAGGGCCACCUCGCCCACAGCCAGCCGCUCCUUCGUGCCUCCUUCCUCCACCCCAAGGACUGUCCCCAGCCCAGCGCCCCCCACCAGCAGCCUGCUGACCCUCAGUGCGUCUGUGGCUCCCUCCUCCAGUCUCCCCACACUCAGCCCCAUUGCCUCUCCGUCGCCCUGCUUCUGCCGAGUGUUUGGACAGCUGUUUUCACCAGGGGAUGUCAUCUAUAAUAAGACUGACAGAGCUGGGUGCCACUUCUCUGCCAUCUGCAACCAGCACUGUGACAUUGACCGCUUCCAGGGUGCCUGUCCCACAUCCUCUCCACCGGUGUCUUCCGUCCCUGUGUCGACACCCUCCCCACCCCCUGGCUGUGACAACGCCGUCCCUCCCCGACAGGUGAACGAGACCUGGACACUGGACAACUGCACAGUGGCCAGGUGUGAGGGCAACAAUCAGGUGGUCCUGUUGCCACCAGAGCCUGUGGCCAACGUGAGCUGCGUGAACAAGCACCUGCCUGUCAAAGUGUGGGAGGAGAGCCGGCCCUGCCAGCCCCACCACGAGUGCGAAUGCUCCUGCAGCUGGUGGGGGCACUCGCACUACUCCACAUUCGACGGCACCACAUACUCCUUCCUGGGCAACUGCACCUACAUCCUCAUGAGGGAGAUCCGCCCGCGCCACGGGAACCUGAGUAUCCUCAUGUACAGCCACUACUGUGGUGUCGCUGUCCCCGCCGCCGGCUGUCCCCGUGCCCUCCAAGUGCUCUAUGAGUCCAUGGAGAUUGUCCUCACCACUGCCCCUGGCACUGGCGGGAUGGAGGAGAGCCUGAUCCUGUUCGACCAAGUGCCAGUGAGAGGGGGCUUCAGCAAGAACGGUGUGAGCGUCUCCGUGACUGCGGCCACCAGCAUGCACGUCGCCAUUCCGGCCGUGGGCGUGAGCAUCGCCUUCACCGGGAGCAUCUUCCAGCUCUGGCUGUCCUACAGCCACUUCAGCCACAACACAGAGGGCCAGUGUGGCACCUGCACCAACAGCCAGAGUGAUGACUGCCGCCUGCCGGCCGGCACCAUAGCACCCACCUGCCGGGACAUGGCCCUGUCCUGGCAGGUGCCUGACAGCGGCGGAGAGGGCUGCAGGCCACCAACCAGCCCGCCCCCGAGUGCCAGCCCCCAGCCCCCAGCACCCAGCGUCUCCACUGCCACCACCUCCACCCCUUGCCACCCAGGGCCCCUCUGCAAGCUGCUGCUGAGCCCGGUCUUCGCCGAGUGCCACACUUUCAUCCCGCCCGACUCCUUCUUCAGCAGCUGCGUCAGAGACCACUGCCAAGCCAGCCUCGUGGAGGUGCUUUGCGAGAGCUUGGCAGCCUACGCAGCCCUCUGCCGAGCCCGGGGCGUGUGCACAGACUGGCGCAAUGCCACCAGCGGGCUGUGUGAGCUCCCCUGCCCAGCCACCAAGGUGUACCAGCCAUGUGGCCCUGUGCAGCCAGCCUCCUGUGACUCCAGGAACCAGAGCCCCCUGAGUUGGGGGCUGGCCGAGGGCUGCUUCUGCCCUGAGGGUCAGCUUCUCUUCAGCUCCCACAAGGACAUCUGCGUGCCGGAAUGCCCUUGCGUGGGGCCAGACGGACUCCCCAAGUUUCCCGGCCAGCGAUGGGUCAGCGGCUGCCAGGCCUGCGUGUGUGAUGCGGCCUCCGUAUCGGUGCAGUGCACCCCCGUGCGGUGUGAGGCCCCAGGCCCCGCCCCACCGUGCGACCAGGACGGCUUUGUGACCGUGACCAGGCCGCAGGCCAACAGCCCCUGCUGCCCCGAGACGCUGUGUGUCUGCAACGUGACCACCUGCCGCCAGGCCCUGCCCACCUGUCCCCCGGGCCAGGAGCUGAUCCACGAGGAAGGCCACUGCUGUCCCACCUUCCGCUGCCAGCCACAGCUGUGUGAGUACAAUGGCAUGGUCUACGGGGUUGGUACAACCUUCCCAGGGGUCACUCCUUGCCACACGUGCACCUGCCUCUCCGGAGCCAGCCAGGAGCCAGCCGUGCAGUGUGAGGAGGACACGUGCACCCCCUGCCCCCAGGGCUUUGUGCACUCCAGGGAGGCCGGACAGUGCUGUGGGAACUGCGUGCAGACUGCCUGCCUCACUCCGGAGGGCCGGACGGUGCAGCCCAACGAGACCUGGGUCGACAGCCGUGGGGACAACUGCACCGAGUACCUGUGUGAGGCCCAGAGCGGGAUCCCUGUGCUGAUGCCGCAGCCCACGCCUUGCACACACGCGCCCCUCUGCAGGGGGAUCCUCAGAAGAACUGGCUGCUGCUACACCUGUGAGGAGGAAGAGGAUGCAUGCCAAGUCCAUGCCAAUGUGACCGUCCUGCGGCACCAGGGCUGUGAGGCUGUGGUCACUGUCACCUUCUGCGAGGGCUCCUGCCCUGGAGCGUCUAAGUACUCCAUGGAGGCCCAGACUAUGCAGCACCAGUGCAGUUGCUGCCAGGAGAGCAGGACCCACCAGCAGGCCGUGAACUUGCAGUGUCCUGACGGCACGGCCAUCCGGCAUACCUACACCCAGGUGGACACGUGCAGCUGCACCACAGCCUGCGUGCCCUCACCCAUGGCCCCCACGGCCCCCUUCGUAUAGGGCCCUGCUGGAGGGCUCUGCCCCGACCACCGGAGCCAGGGCACACAUCACUGACCAUGAGGACUUUGGGGACCAGCUCUGGGGCCCACAAAGACAGGUGGGGCUCCCUUGCCUCACCUCCCCCUCCCUGCAACACCAUGGAGAGGUCUGGACCCACGAGAGCCCACUGGAGGAGGGUGCUGAAUGGGGGUCCUGUCCUGGGAGACCCUCAGGUCUCACCCUUUCUGAUGGCAUCGAGGGCGCAGAGGUCUGUCUGCAAGGCCAGGCCCAGGAGCUGCAUCAGACAAGGUGGCCACUUGCCCAUGUCGGGACCCCACAGCCUGCCUGCUGGAGGGACCUGGGACAGAGGGCCGCAUACCUCGGGGCCAGUGGGAGGGGCCAAGCCAGCCCACUGCAAUAAACUGGCAUUGUGUCUGUC